AUGGAUACACACGAGGUGCCUUCCUCAGCUACCUUAGCAGGAAACCAGGGGCUGAGUCUGGUUCUGCUGGGGUCGAAGGGUUCUGGGAAGAGUGCCAGCGGGAACACCAUCCUGGGACAGGAUACGUUCCGAUCAAUGCUCAACUCCAAUGCUACCACCAUACGGUGCGAAGAGCAAUUACAGAACAUCUACGGGACAGAAGUGAAAGUCAUAGACACUCCAGAUUUCUUUGAUGAAGAUCUGCAGGACAAAGAUCAUGCGUUAGACUGCAGUCGUCUGUGUGAUGGGUUGUGUGUUUACCUAUUAGUCAUCCAGAUUGGUCGCUUCACUGAGGGAGAGAGAGACAUCUUAGAGAGGCUGGAGAAAGCACUGCCAAUUAUCAGGGACAAAACCAUCAUCCUCUUCACGUAUGGGGAUGAUUUGGGAUCCCAGAACAUUGAUGAGUAUAUCAGAAAGACCAACAAGAACCUCCAGGAGCUUGUUAGACAGUGUGGGAACAGGUAUCAGGUGUUUAACAACAGGGAUAAGAAAGAAAAAAAGCAGCAGGCAGACGAGCUCAUGAGAAAGAUAGCUGAACUGGUGAACACACCUGACAGUGUGCAGGUAUUUCCAGAUUUGAAUGCAGAGAAAAAAUCAGGGAUAUGGUCUUCAUUCGGGUUCUAG
This is a messenger RNA of Engraulis encrasicolus (European anchovy), 663 nucleotides long. RefSeq names its product GTPase IMAP family member 8-like. Bases 1 to 663 code for a protein of 220 amino acids. The record is from RefSeq and is a predicted model, not a curated record. Gene Ontology annotation, molecular function: GTP binding. The transcript is spliced from 2 exons. Lineage: Eukaryota; Metazoa; Chordata; Actinopteri; Clupeiformes; Engraulidae.